AUGCCUCCCCUCCCUCAAGAAGAUACUGUUGCCGUCCCUUUGCCUGUCGACCAGGGCAUUGAUAUUGCCAAGGUCAUGAAAUCAGAAGGCCCCAUUGUCGAUGCCGUCGUCUUGUCGGCUGCGGACAAUGCUGUCAAAGCCAUUCGAUUGGACACGACCCCCAAGAAUCAAAUGGUUGCCAAGACUUUGGGUGGCCCGUUCACUUUCCUUGGUCAAUACGAAGAUGAAGGCUUGAUGAUUAUGGUCCGCCGGGAUCCUGAUGACAAUCUUCCAACAAACCCACACAAGUUGCAACCUCCCUUCAAUGAAACAACCGUCAAGGGAGAUAUUCUCCUGCUCAAGGUGGCUCCCGAAAGCCCCGAAGAAGAAAAUUCAGAAGUUUUCAAGCCCAACGAAGAAUUCUUUCUCAGCUAUACCAAAGAGGAAUACGAAGUCUUUGCUGCCCGCAAAGAUAUUGUCGCUGUGACGCCUUCUAAUUCGGAAGAGGCCAUGGACGAAGAAGAUCCCGUUGCCAGUGGGGAGGAAGAAGAGGACGAUGAAGAAGUUGAAGGGGAAGACGACAGUGAAGACGAAGAUGAGGCCGGAGGAUUCAUGGCGAUGCUCAUGGGAAAUGUACUUCAACGGUUUGAACAAGACAACGGUCGCCAACCCAAUGAGGAAGAACUCAAGGCUCUAGAAUCUGCCAUCUCUGAAAAACUUGGCGGAAUGGGGGCCUGA
Cylindrotheca closterium is the source of this 717-nucleotide messenger RNA. NCBI's taxonomy places the organism in Eukaryota, Bacillariophyta, Bacillariophyceae, Bacillariales, Bacillariaceae. The record is from the annotation of a GenBank genome assembly.